UCCGAAUGUUUUGACCUCAACGUUCUGUCGCAUAGGAUUAGUUAGUCACAAGUGGAUGUUUUAUCUCGCACCCUGAAUGUUAAUGGUCACUUGUCACCAUGGUCAUGAAUUAAACCCUCCGAAAACAAACAUGCACUCCACCAGAACAGCAUCACCUCAGCACCCACAUCCUUCGUUGCGAUCAUUCUAAUUCAUGUACAACCAGUAUCACAACCAGUCCCCUGCGUCGUCCCCCGCGGAAUGGGACGACGGGCUGGACAACUUCCUACCCACACCACAGCCAACCUAUGACGAGGACGGGCACGACGACUCGCCCCCACAUUCCCCAUGCCUCGCCUCCAGCAGUCGCAGUGACCCCUCCUAUGAUGCCCCCCGCAGGCCACCAGAGCCAAAAAGGGCCAUGCCCUCACCACCAAUUCCCGGCUUCUACAACAUGUCCUCAUUGCCUCCGCAGUAUCGUCAUCACAUCAGUGAUGGAAAUGAGGAGCAGUCAGAAAUACCGAGCCACUACAUGAGCCAUCAUUUCGUCACUUCCAACUCCUCCCCCGGCUUCCACACCCCACCUCAGCACCAACAGCACAAUGGCGCCCACGAGGACGAGCCUUCCGACGUUCUAGUGUGGAACACGAUCCAGCAACAGCAGCAACAAGGUCACCGCCACCAGCACCUCAGAUUACCUGCCCAACAGCAACAUUAUCAGAGUCAUCACGACACGGAAGAUAGUCGACCCAGUCUCAGAUGUGCAUCCAAUCGUGCCAUUUCAUCAAAAUCCAGAUCGGUCAAGUCGUUGGGGGUGCGGGAAAGCAGCAAUGGGAACCUGACUUCGGAGGAGUAUGAGAACCACUUGGUCUCCGUGACUAAACAAUUGGAGCAAAUCAAAAGCACGCAAGACUCAAUUCUCUCCGAAUUGUCAGACGACAUCUCCAACUUGCAGUUUGAGAAUGUUCAGCUCAAAAACACAAAUGAACACUUGACGAUGCAGAACAGCCAUCUGCUCCAAGUGAUCACCGACCUGUCCAACGAAGUGGAGCAUAUGCGAGACGUGUUUCGAAUGCGAGGCUGGUCUGUGAAACAGCUCGGCGAGAAGAACACAGUCGCUGACUCUGAAUCCCGACGUGAGAAGGCGGACUCCUCCUCCUUAUCACAAGAUAAUAAAACAAUAAACAAUAACGAUAAGGUCGAAGCUGGAACGGCUGCUAGAACUGCAAAGGAUCAUCCUACCACGGAUGUCCCUCUUCCUCGUUCAGGAGCAGAAGAGGGGCCCCAUGUGAAGAGAAAACAACGGGGCAGCAGCAGGCCGCAAGAACAAUUUGAAACUGUUCCACUCGUUGAGAAUCCAAAACAAAAAAGUAUUUUCCCUCCUGCGACAACUCCAGUUGUCAAGAACAAUCAGCACAACUUGCCACCAGUACCUGGGGAAGAACAAGUGGCCUCACUGGCCAACAGCAACAGUGGUCACAGCAGUCGUCACAGCUCGUCCUCCCGCAGGCGUCAACGGGGACAUCAACCAAAAGUGUCCUCCAAACUUUCUAGUGUUGAGUCCCUCAAAUCUUGUUCGAGUAGGCCAUCCUUGUCGACAACGGCGAAGCAGCCCAGGUCCAAAACAACUCAUCAUCAUAAAAACCACCCUGAGGAUCAUGAGGACGAUAAAGCGUCUGGAGGAAGCUGCUUCAAGAACUUGUUUAAACGAAACAAGAGACAAAGUCAAACAUCGUCAACGUCAGCGAAUAAUGUUCGAUGAAGUUCUUGUACAUCUGUUAACUAGCAGCAAUA
Messenger RNA from Folsomia candida, 1773 nucleotides. Its product is annotated as G-box-binding factor-like. Bases 194 to 1741 code for a protein of 515 amino acids. The transcript has 4 exons. Lineage: Eukaryota; Metazoa; Arthropoda; Collembola; Entomobryomorpha; Isotomidae. The record is from RefSeq and is a predicted model, not a curated record.